Molecule: messenger RNA, 1869 nt
Organism: Ostrinia nubilalis (European corn borer)
Lineage: Eukaryota; Metazoa; Arthropoda; Insecta; Lepidoptera; Crambidae
Gene: rtet
Product: major facilitator superfamily domain-containing protein 10
Exons: 9
Coding region: 153-1667 (504 amino acids)
Biological process (GO): transmembrane transport
Cellular component (GO): brush border membrane
Molecular function (GO): transmembrane transporter activity
Source: RefSeq, a predicted model, not a curated record
GUGUCAUGUCAUUUUGGAGUCGUGACGAAAAGUGAAAGUUUCGAAAUAUUGCUAGAUAGUUUCAAUUAUUUUUAACAUAAUUUUGGUGCCGCAUGGAUUGUUUUAAUCAUAAAAUUUAAUGUGGUCAAAACGCGUGCUGAUAGGAUCGAAAAAUGGCUCAUCAAGAAACCAAUGGGAUGUUAAAAAACAGAAAGGAGAAUGUUUAUCUUGAUAAAACAGACUUGAAAACUCAGGAUGAGACUAAAAAAAGUGAUGCUAAAGACACGUCUACGAACAGCCGGAUAAUCGCACUUGUGUUUUUAUCCCUAUUACUGGACUUGCUGGCGUUCACAAUGAUUUUGCCGCUGUUGCCGUCUUUGAUGGAUUAUUAUGAUAAAGAAGAAGGUCAUGGAAAUAGCUUAUAUUCGUCGCUUCUUCGAGCGGUGCAGGGUUUCCAAAGGCUGACGGGAGCUCCCGACCGCUUUGCUUCCGUUCUGUUUGGAGGCGCCUUAGGAUCUUUGUACAGUUUUCUACAAUUUCUAACUAGCCCUAUUGUGGGAAGUUUGUCAGAUGCAUAUGGUAGAAAACCUAUGUUGUUGAUAUGUUUGACAGGCAUAGCUUUGUCCCAUGGGCUAUGGAGCAGAGCAAGUACAUUCAGUUUAUUUGUAUUGGCCCGUAUAAUCGGAGGUCUAAGCAAAGCCAAUGUGAGUCUGAGCAUGGCCAUAGUCACUGAUGCCUCAAAUGAAAAGACCAGAGCCAGAGGAAUGGCUCUUAUAGGUCUGGCAUUCUCUGUAGGGUUCAUUUUGGGCCCACUGGCCGGCGCUUGGUUCUCGAAAACAAGAGACGGGUCUUCCGGACCGUGGGGAGAGCGCCCCGCGUACUACGCCUUGGGUUUGUCCCUGGCCAAUGUCGCGCUAGUCUCGUUUUGCAUACCCGAGACAUUAUCAAAAGAAAAAAGAGCACCUCUCUCAUUCACACUUUCUAAAACUGUGGACUAUGUAUCCCCAUGGCAUCUAUUAAAGUUUACGGCAGUCAAAAACCUAUCGCAACAUCAAAACAAAGUUCUGAACAAAUUGGGGCUCAUCUACUUCUUUUACUUGUUUCUUUAUUCGGGACUCGAGUUCACCAUAACAUUCCUAACUCAUCAUACAUUUGGGUAUACUGCUAUGCAACAAGGGAAAAUGUUUUUAGUUAUAGGAGUCAUAAUGGCAUUUCUGCAAGGCGGAGCGGCCCGCAGGUUGGGGGCCGCUGGCGCUGAGAAGGCAGCGCGAGCCGCUUUAGCGCUGACCCCGCCCUCUUUCCUAUGCGUGGCGUUCGCGGCGCUCCCUAAGCCGCCAUUGCUAGCACCUGUCACCUGGCUGUGGUUGGGGCUUGUGCUGUUCGCAAUAUCACUCCCUAAGCCGCCACUACUAGCACCUGUCACCUGGCUGUGGUUGGGGCUUGUGCUGUUCGCAAUAUCCACGGCAUUCGCGGUAUCGUGUAUGACAUCAAUGGCGGCGGGGCAGGCGCCGGCAGAAGCGCGCGGCGCGGUGCUGGGCAGCCUGCGAUCACUGGGAGCGCUCGCCCGCGCCGCCGGACCCCUUAUUGCGGCCGCAGUGUACUGGUGUUCGGGCGCCGCUACCACUUACACAAUAGGAUCAAUAAUUUUAAUCAUUCCAGCUGUGAUGAUAUUCAGACUGAAAACUUAAUAGCAGUUUACUGCAGUACAGUACCUCUUGCCAAGCAAUAAUUACAUUUAAGAAGUAUUCCAUUAUUUAUUGUUUUUUACAACUAUUUUCUAUCUUUUGUUAAUUUAUACGUGUUUUUUAAUUUUUAUUGAGCAAUAAUAUUUACAUAAUAUUUUUAGUGUACCAUCUCGAAUAACAGUAUUAAAAAUAUUUUUGAAACGUG